GCUGCGCGCAGCUCAGCUGUCAUUAGUAAUUAACUGUCAUUUUUAUUUGUCUGUGUCUAUGUGUAUUGUAUUUUGUUUAGUUACGAGAAGUAAUUUGAUAGUUUUCCUAAAAUAAAUCAAAUGAGUGCCGCUAAUACUAAAAUGGACUCAAACUUGACUGGUAUGUGGGUGAGCUUUUUCACGGCAGCAGGCAUACCCUCUGAUGUGUCUGCAACCUAUGCCCUGACCUUCACGGAGAACCGGAUUCAGAAUGACAUGCUGCUGGACCUCAACAAGGAGUACUUGAGAGAUAUGGGCAUCUCACGGAUGGGAGAUGUGAUAGCUAUAUUGAGGCACGCAAAGCAAGUGCACGAGAGCACAGCCCGCGACCGCGUGCUGAGCACGACGACGGCGGCGGCCAAGGUGCCCGUCGCCGCUGUCACUGGCCGCGCCACUGUCGCCUCACAGCCGUCUUCACCGGCCAGUCGUAUCCUGGAGCACUACACUCGCAACCCUCAGGUGCAGGAGCCGCCCAGCCCAGGGUCACAGCUCAAGAGGAAGUCUCUUGAAACUGGGAAUAACGACAUAAACUUAAAGAAGUCUCGACUCAUACGUUUCGCGGAGGCAUCGCAGCCGCAGAUCAAAGAAGCUUCAAAAACAGUGUUCGCGCGUCUCGGUAACUCUGAACCAGCGAAAGUUUCAAUGAAGGCUGCAGUCAAGCCGAUUUACGCCCGCCUCGGGAACAAAUCAGACAAGCAGGUCGCUGACGCUGUCAUCCCUAUAGACAAGGAUGCUCUCAAAUACGAAGGCAUCCUUAAAAGUAUGCCAGUCAAGAAAGUAUUUACUGUUACCACAUCACAAAACGACGUGCGUAAAAUAGCCGUUAACUGCACCAUGCGGGCUGAUGAAAAGCCAGUCAGCGUUAAAGCAAAGCUCGCCGUGCCAAAAAGCGUUAAAUUCUCCAACCACGUCCAGUACAAAGAAAUUGAGGGCAACAAGAAAGCAGCCUUGCAAAAGCAAGUCCAGAAACCAGUACAGAAGUUCACAACUGUGUUCAAUAAGCCUGAAAGGAGGUUGUCUAUGCCUGAAUCUGGUAAUGGCGUUAAGGGAAGGCUGGGUACCAAAGAUAAGAGCAACAACCUGACUAUCACGAGGAACGUGUUUAACAGAUUGGGUGUUUGAUGUUACGAUGACGUGUCCGUGCCUUGUGUCUUGCUAAUGACUAAUAUAACGUGAGUGCGAGCACUGCAAGCUGCCUGCAAGGAGGCAGGAGGUUGACUUGUUGAGUGAACAUUGACAAUUAGUUUGCACUUUGUGUUAGUGUGGGUAACAGUGUUGUGAAUAGUUUCGACAAGUGUCGUUGUUUGUGGAGUUUGCUAUUAAAACCAUUACUAUGAUCCAUCAGCCAACAGAUGUAUAAAAAAUGACCAAAUAAGGUAAUCAAACUUGAAAAUCUGAUUUAAUAGUUACAUUUUUAUUAUUUUAUUAAUUGAGACUGUAUUGUAUGUGCUGAAUAUACAUUUCAUAAAUAUCAGCGCCAAUAUCGAGAAGUGAUCUAAGUAUGAAUGAUUGUUUAUAGCUGUAAUCACAUAAAAGUGUACUAUGUAGUAUCUUUAGAAGAUAUAAAAAUCUGAAACAAUUGACGCCACAUAACGCCUUUGGUAUUAUCAGUAUAUAUAUGAUUAAUUAUUUUGUUGUAUGGCAUUGAAUGCCUUGUAUUUAUUCACAGCAGAAACUGGUACUGAGUAUAGUAGCACCAUAUUUUUAUGUAACGUAACGUAAGCGAAUUUGAUACCCGAGAAGGGUUAGCAAAUGUGUUUGUAAUUCUUGAAUUAAGACUUUAACAUACAGUAAUAAGAUCGGUAUUUCAUUGAUGGUUUUAGUCGCUAGGUUGUGCUUGACUUUACACAUAAUGAUAACCGAUGUUACUUAUAAAUAUGGUACUACUAAACAUUUCAUGAUAAAGCAAUUUAGGUGCAACAUACGUGACUAAAUUAAGGUUUAAGAAAAUAAAAUAGUUUUUAAGAAUCUCUAAUAUCUUUUUACAGUACUGUAUAAAAUUGUCUACAUUAAACAAUGAAGGGAAAAACGGGUCAGACAUUUAAUUGUUGCAUGAAAAUAUUGUCGAAUUAAUGUUAAAACCUGUUACAUCACCUGGGCCACAAUUUUGCUAUUUACAAAGGCCGAUGACUGAAUGGAAAAAGAAUCAAAAUGACACUAUUUGUAUUCUCCUAAGCUUAUUUUUCCAACACAUAUUUGGGCAUUCAGUAUGGGGUAAAAUACUCACGGUCAAUACAUUGAAUUUCCAAUGUAAUGUGUCGGCAAAAUGCUUUGGUGAAUACGAAUUAUGCCAAUUUUAAUCCAAUAGCAAUACACUUAUCGGGCAUUGUAAAUAGCGGAAUUGGUUAUUGGCGCCCUGGUAAAGCAGUCAAGACUGUACUUUUUCUGUAAUGUUUUAAAUAUAAUAAAUAAGUUUCGAUAUAGCGUUGUUAUGACUUCAUAAUUAUCAUAUUCAUCUAUUUUUUAGCGUAUUAGUGAGUCUAGUUCUAUUAAUAUGUUCUUUAUAAUGUAUUGUCGCCCGUUUUCCCUAUUUCUAAACACAAAGACCUCUUCCUAUAUUAUAGUUAGCACUAGGGAUGACCAUUAGGUGCUACAAUAGUGAGGUUUAAUGAUACAACCGCGUUAGACACAGAGACAAGUAAAUUAAAGCGUUUUAAAACAUUAUUUUAAUUUUAUUAAUUAUUAUGAUAUGUGUGUCAUUAUGAUUAAGUAUGAUAUGUGCUUAUUCUGUGUCUGACGCGAAAACAAGAAAGGAUUUUAACUUUUUUAUCAUAUGAUUAAAAUUUAAUAUUACGCGUACAUUAUUGAAUUGUAAGGUAACACAUAUUAUUGAAGUUAGUUGAAAAUUGGAGAAUAGGAGGAGGAUAAGGUAUAUUCGACCGUCUUGUUACGCCAUCACUAGUUCCAUUACUUUUAUCAGUAAACAUAAUUAUUAUAAUAUUUUGGAAAGUCAUACAAGUUUGCCGAAAUAAUAGAUUUAUAAGAAAAUCAAAAUCGUGAUGGAUCUCUUCCUUUUUAUCAGUUUUAUGUUAUGACAUAAAUUAAGUCUCGUUGACUGUACCUGUAUUUUCAAUAUGUGUGGACAUUGUUGACAUUUUAUGGCUUCCUUUUAAAUUUAUUAGUAAAACAUUUACUAUCAACCAUUUUCUUGUAUAUAUUUUGUUUAAUAAACGCAAUUCUUGAUAUUUAAA
Molecule: messenger RNA, 3230 nt
Organism: Trichoplusia ni (cabbage looper)
Lineage: Eukaryota; Metazoa; Arthropoda; Insecta; Lepidoptera; Noctuidae
Exons: 6
Coding region: 121-1161 (346 amino acids)
Cellular component (GO): nucleus
Source: RefSeq, a predicted model, not a curated record